CUGCUGCCACCCUUUUGUAAGCGGCCGUAGCUUUUCGUUGCGGAAGCCUGUUCUGCGACAAGGUCACCUACAGUGGGCUGCUGCGCCGGCUUCAACGUUGGGACGAGACAAGGCCCGAUAAGCAGCAUCUGACCAUCGCCUGAUAACGCUUCCCUAAUAUCGAGCGAAAGAACCGACCAUGGCGACCGUUGCAGAACCACCGAAGCCGCAGCAGAUGUAUGCCGUCCACGCAAACACGCUGCUUGAGCACCUCAGCUCUCUGGACAUCAACCAGCCGACGUCGUUCGUCAGGCUGACUGGAAUCAUCUGCACUAUCGGCCCUGCAUCGCAGAGUGUGAAGAUGCUGUUGAACAUGAUGAAAUGUGGCAUGAACAUUGCCAGGUGCAACUUCUCACACGGUUCUCAUGAGUACCACGCGCAAACCAUCAAGAACAUCCGUGAAGCAAACCGCUUGCUGAACGAAGAGAUCAAGCCUGAUUCUCGUCAGAUUGCCAUCGCUCUGGACACCAAGGGCCCCGAGAUGCGCACGGGGGUCAUCACCGGGCAAGAGGGCAAGACAACUGAAAUUGAAAUGAAGAAGGGUGCAACCAUCACCGUUACCACAGACGAGGCCUUCAAAGACAAGUGCGACGAGAACACUCUCUACGUAGACUACAAGAACAUCACCAAGGUGCUCAACGUGGGCAGCAAGGUCUACAUUGAUGAUGGACUCAUCUGCCUCUCUGUGAACGAGAUUGUUGAUGACAAGGUGAUCUGCACCAUUGAUAAUGGUGGCAUGCUUGGUAGCAAGAAAAGUAUAAACUUACCUGGUACUGCGGUCGACCUGCCAGCGAUCUCCGAAAAGGACAAAUCUGACCUGCUGUUCGGUGUUGAACAAGAGGUAGACAUGAUCUUCGCUUCUUUUAUUAGAAGUGCUAACGGUGUGAAGGAAAUUCGACAAAUCCUGGGUGAGAAAGGCAAGGACAUCAAGAUCAUGUGCAAGAUCGAAAACGAUGAGGGUGUUAACAAUUUUGAUGAAAUCCUUGAUGUGGCUGAUGGCGUUAUGGUGGCCAGGGGUGACCUGGGAAUCAAUAUUCCAGCUGAGAAAGUUUUCCUGGCUCAGAAAAUGAUGAUUGCUAAGUGCCAGAUGCUUGGCAAGCCAGUCAUUUGUGCUACUCAGAUGUUGGAGAGCAUGACCCACCUGCCACGGCCCACCCGAGCCGAGGCAUCCGACGUGGCCAAUGCAGUUCUGGACGGAGCCGACUGUGUAAUGCUCUCCGGCGAGACCGCCAAGGGAGACUACCCUCUGGAAGUGGUGACCAUGAUGCACAAGAUCUGCGUCGAAGCAGAGUCCGCCUUCUACCAGAAGGAUGUCUUCGUCCACCUGUCUCACAUUGCUCCCUGCCCCACGGAUGGCACCCACACCAUUGCCAUUGCUGCUGUCACGGCAUCCAUCAAGUGCCUCGCCGCUGCAAUCGUUGUCAUCACUACCACUGGCAGGACUGCCCACCUGAUUGCCAAGUACAGACCCCGGUGCCCCAUCCUGGCAAUCUCUCGAAUGGAGCAGACCGUUCGCCAGGCCCAUCUCUACAGGGGUAUUCUGCCAUUGCUCUACCAGGGUGAGCGCCAGGCUGACUGGCCUGCUGACGUUGAUGCUCGCAUUGAGUACGCCCUCGAGGUCGGCAAGCUGCGUGGUUUCCUGCGCAAGGACGACGCCGUCAUCGUCGUGACCGGUUGGCGCAAGGGCGCCGGGGCCACCAACACCCUGCGUGUUGUGUAUGUGCCUGAGAACAGAAUGUUUGAGGGUGUUGAGGGAGACCACCAUGUGCCUUGAACCUGGGUCCAAGCUCUGCCUGCUUCGAGACCAUGCAUGCUGUGCAAAAUUGCAAGGUGGUGGCAAAAAUAAAUGCAAAAACUGUUUAUUCUCCCCA
Molecule: messenger RNA, 1910 nt
Organism: Rhipicephalus microplus (southern cattle tick)
Lineage: Eukaryota; Metazoa; Arthropoda; Arachnida; Ixodida; Ixodidae
Product: pyruvate kinase PKM
Biological process (GO): glycolytic process
Molecular function (GO): magnesium ion binding; potassium ion binding; pyruvate kinase activity
Source: RefSeq, a predicted model, not a curated record